Spinacia oleracea (spinach) is the source of this 2107-nucleotide messenger RNA. RefSeq names its product beta-hexosaminidase 2. Gene Ontology annotation, molecular function: beta-N-acetylhexosaminidase activity. The record is from RefSeq and is a predicted model, not a curated record. The transcript has 2 exons. Gene Ontology annotation, cellular component: membrane. Gene Ontology annotation, biological process: carbohydrate metabolic process; glycosaminoglycan metabolic process. The coding region runs from base 104 to 1933 and encodes 609 amino acids. NCBI's taxonomy places the organism in Eukaryota, Viridiplantae, Streptophyta, Magnoliopsida, Caryophyllales, Amaranthaceae.
UACGAAACGUUUACGUUACGCACAAUUAAAGGCUCUUUCUCUCUCUCUCAUUUCUCUUUCAUCCUCAAAUUCAAUACAGAAUUAGGCGUUAAUUAACGUAGAGAUGAGAGUAAUUUUGACAGUUCUCUGUUUCCUGAGCUAUUACUUCUGCUGCUGCUUUCCUGCAGCAGUAGCUGUAAAAUCGGCGCAAUACCAUUCUCAUUCUCAUUCUCAUUCCCGACCCCAUUCCUAUCUAAAGGCUGUAAAUGUAUGGCCAAAACCGAUCAAAUUACAGUGGCCACAACCAAAAGUCACCUCCCUUUCCGCCGAUUUCACCAUCAAAGGUCCUCGAAACCACCAGCACCUGGUAGCAGCAAUGGACCGAUACCUUGGCGUAAUCCGAUCAGAGCACCACAUGCCUCUGGUAAAUCCAGACGUAACAAUCUCAAACUCCAAUCCUUUAGAGGUACUACUUAUCAAAGUAGAUGAUCUCACAGCUAUCCUACAACACGGGGUAGAUGAGUCAUACAAUCUAACAAUCCAUGACGUCACAUCCAAAGCUGUUCUUUCUGCGAAAACAGCAUGGGGAGCCAUGAGAGGCCUUGAGACCUUCUCCCAGCUAGUGUGGGUAGGAGGAGGAAGAGAACAACUAUUAAUACCAGUGGGUUUGGAUAUUUGGGAUUCGCCUAUGUUCGCGCACCGUGGGUUGAUGUUAGACACCUCUAGGAAUUACUACGGAGUGGAGGAUAUUCUCAGAACUAUUUCAGCAAUGAGUUGGAAUAAGCUCAAUGUUUUCCAUUGGCAUAUCACUGACUCUCAUUCAUUUCCUCUGCUUUUGCCUUCUGAUCCUAAUCUUGCUGUUCGAGGUUCUUAUGGCCCCUUUAUGCAGUAUACUCCUGCCGAUGUUGUCAGAAUCGUCCGUUUUGGGUUGGAUCAUGGUGUACGGGUUAUUCCAGAGAUCGAUUCUCCAGCACAUACAGGGUCAUGGGCAGGAGCACACCCGGAGAUAGUAACAUGCGCAGGGAUGUUCUGGUGGCCAGCAGAAUCAGAGUGGGCAAACAGGCUUGCUUCCGAACCCGGAAGUGGUCAGCUCAACCCACUCCACCCCAAAACUUACCAAGUCAUGAAAAAGCUCAUCAAGGACUUGGUCUCCCUGUUCCCUGACCCUUUCUAUCACAGCGGCGGGGAUGAGGUUAUCCCCGGAUGUUGGACUACGGACCCCGACAUCCAAACCUUCUUAGCGAACUACAACAGCACUCACAAUGAGACUACUACGAAUGGGCUCUCUCGCCUGCUAGAAAUAUUUGUCAACUCCACCCUCCCAUACAUCACUUCCUACAACAAGACCUCUAUUUACUGGGAAGAUGUUCUUCUAGAUUCCACCAUCAGGGUGGAAGACUCGUCAGUUCUGCCACCGGAACACACCAUAUUACAAACCUGGAAUGGUGGACCUUUAAACACAAAACGCAUUGUUUCCUCUGGUUACAGGGUCAUCGUUUCCUCUUCUGAUUACUACUAUCUUGAUUGUGGCCAUGGCAGCUUCCCGGGCAAUGACAGCCAGUAUAAUCAGCCACCAGGGACUGACCAGGGGAAUGGUGGAUCGUGGUGCGGUCCUUUUAAAACGUGGCAGCUCAUCUACAACUAUGAUAUUACUUAUGGCCUGACUGAAAAGGAGAAGAGAUUGGUUUUAGGUGGGGAGGUAGCACUUUGGUCUGAACAAGCUGACUCAACUGUCCUUGACUCCAGAUUGUGGCCUCGAGCUUCUGCAUUGGCUGAGUCUCUCUGGUCAGGAAACCGGGAUGACAGCGGCAAGAAGAGGUAUGCAGAAGCCACAGACAGGUUGAAUGAGUGGAGGUAUAGAAUGGUGAGCAGAGGGGUUAGGGCUGAACCCAUUCAACCCCUUUGGUGUGUUAGGAAUCCUGGCAUGUGCAAUACUCUUCAUGCCAGUGGUUAACAUUAUCAGGAUUUUUAGAGAUUGUAGUUUGUACCUUGAAUAUUCCAAGCAACUAAAAUUUCUUAGGAAAAGCAAUAUUUAACAUGCACAACUAAACACUGAGUUCUGCAUCACAAAAUGUAAUCAUUCAAUAGAACAGGAUUUCAAAAGAGAUCAUCACAAAUUGUUGUUCAA